Messenger RNA from Chinchilla lanigera (long-tailed chinchilla), 1506 nucleotides. Its product is annotated as bcl-2-like protein 13. The record is from RefSeq and is a predicted model, not a curated record. Gene Ontology annotation, cellular component: mitochondrion. NCBI's taxonomy places the organism in Eukaryota, Metazoa, Chordata, Mammalia, Rodentia, Chinchillidae. Gene Ontology annotation, biological process: apoptotic process; regulation of apoptotic process.
AUGCAGCAGGACACUGCCAAAUCAAGAGCGUCUUCUACUACAGUGCCUCUAGGAUUUCACUAUGAAACAAAAUAUGUCAUCCUCAGCUACUUGGGACUUCUCUCUCAGGAGAAGCUGCAAGAGCAAUGGCUUCCCUUACGCCAAGCCUUCACCAGCACAGGCUUUGAUCGUCACACUUCUCCCGUGUUCUGGGUUGGCCCUGCUAACCCAGAAAGCUCAGUAGAAGAUUUGGCCCAUCUUGGAGCAAGAGUGUCCCAAGACCUGAAAGAGCCUCUGCAUAAAGCACUGCAAAUGCUCCUCAGCCAGCCAGUGACAUAUCAGGCGUAUCAAGAAUGUGUACUGGAGGCUGCAGCUCAUGCCAGCGGCUGGAACAAGAUCUUGGUGCCUCUGGUUUUGCUACAGCAGAUGCUUUUGGAGUUGACAAGACGUGGUCAAGAGCCUUUGAGCGCACUGCUGCAGCUCAGUGUGGGGUAUCUGAAGGAGCACGCAGCAGAGUACAUCAUUCAGCAAGGCGGCUGGGGCACUGUAUUCAGUCUUGAGUGGGAGGAGGAGGAGUACCCUGGCCUCACUGCAGAGGACAGCAAUGACAUUUACAUUCUGCCCAGCGACAACUCUGGACAAGUCAGCCCCCGGGAGUCUCCAACCGGGUUGACCUCCUGGCAGUCAGAGAGCCUGCCUGUCUCCCUGUCCGCGAGCCAGAGCUGGCACACAGAAAGCCUCCCCGUGUCUCUCAGCCCUGAGCCCUGGCAGCAGAUUGCCAUGGAUCUUGAAGAAGUCAAAAGCUUGGAUAGCAGUGGAGCUGGGGAGAAGAGUGAGAACAACUCUCCCAACUCCGACUCUGUGCAUGUGGAGAAAGAAGAGAUGCCUAAGGGCGCGGCAGCGGUGGCCGGGGCUGCCACCGCCUUGCCAACCAGGGAGCCACCAAAGGAGCUGCGGAGCCCUGCUCCCUUGGUUCAGCACGUCACUGCCACUUCUUUGCUGCAGACGAGGACACCUGACCUGGAAGGGGUCUCCUUCGGGGGAGCCAGCCUUGCUGCGUCUCUGCUCCUGAGGCCUAGUGAAGAAGAGGUGCGAGCAGCAGCCGCGGAGCCUCAGGAGACGAACGAGGGGCGGCCCCUUGCAGGCCUUCCCUGCCCCGAGGGCAAGUCUAUACUGCUGUUCCCAGGGACCCCCGCUGUGGCCCUCCUGGUCGUGGCAGUUGGGGUCGCACUGGCUCUGAGAAGAAAGUGGUUUUUUCAGAGGAGAAGGAAGACGCAGAGGGUCUCAGUGGACGAGCCCUCAACCCAGCACUGUCUGCACAGCAUGAGGAAAACUCAACAGGCCCCGGCUCAGAAGCAGCAGGCGCAUCAAGCCUGUACUAUACCCUUAAACCUCACACCCAACAUGACAGGGAUGGCAGAACACGAAGGUCUGGGGAUCGAAAGUCUCCUGGAAAGCAUCUGUACAGCGAUAUUCCUAGAAAGUAUCCCUGAGGCCCCCGCGGGGACUUGUGACUCAGUGAAUUAG